GGCGGAGGCCCGGGACACGCCGGAGCAGGCCGCGGCGCCGCCCCCGGGGCAUGUGAAGUGGGGCAUCCGGCGUGUUUCCGGGUGGGGAGCCGAUGCCACGCUCGCCCGGCCGACUAAGCAGGGAAUGACCAUGCCAGGUAAAGGGAAAAAAGAAAAAAGCCGGGGCCGGUCCCGAGGGAAGAAGCAGAAGAAGCCGGAAGUGGACAUCCUCAGCCCGGCCGCCAUGCUGAACUUGUACUACAUUGCGCACAAUGUCGCGGACUGCCUGCACCUGCGGGGCUUCCGCUGGCCAGGGGCUCCCAAAGGGAAGAAGAAGACUUAAGUGAUGGAGUUUGGGGAACAGGACUGCGGGAGGAGGAAUCGGCUAUACAAUGAUUGCUGGCCAGCGAGACUUUACUGCAGACAACAUGAAGUGCAAGCCAAGUGCGUCCC
Ochotona princeps (American pika) is the source of this 432-nucleotide messenger RNA. RefSeq names its product small lysine rich protein 1 (gene SMKR1). The transcript is spliced from 2 exons. The record is from RefSeq and is a predicted model, not a curated record. NCBI's taxonomy places the organism in Eukaryota, Metazoa, Chordata, Mammalia, Lagomorpha, Ochotonidae. Bases 125 to 322 code for a protein of 65 amino acids.